Messenger RNA from Linum tenue, 294 nucleotides. The record is from the annotation of a GenBank genome assembly. Lineage: Eukaryota; Viridiplantae; Streptophyta; Magnoliopsida; Malpighiales; Linaceae.
AUGGGUUUGGCCGGGAAGUUGGAAUCGGUGAACAGUUUCAGCAGAAAGAAAUGCAGGAGCUUGUUCUGGAGGGUGAGAGCUGCGGUGAAGAAAGCUAUGAAGAGUAGAUGGGGGAAUCAACAUGGGAAGAAGAAGUUCCAGUAUGAUCCGUCGAGCUACGCCCUGAAUUUCGACGACAGUUGCCGCCGGUUCUCCUCCUCCACCGCCGCCGCUGUUGCCGGGAACAAUGUCAAUGGCAACAGCAACUUUACCAUCUGGGUUUACAUCGUUUGGGUAGAACCGUUGAGUUCUUAG